UUCUUUCCUCCUUCUAUAAGUAUGUACCCCGCCAUUUUCCACAGAGACAGAAACUACUCAAAAACAUAAAAGCGCAAGUGCAUGAUAACUACUGCUACCAGCUCUUUACCAUUUCGAUUCACUUUUCGCAAUUUCUUCAGUUUGGAGUAAGCUAUGGAGUGGAAUACGUGUUUGAGGAACCUGGUCUUGAUGGCUUUAACGGUGGCCUUGGUUGUUGCAAAUGGGAAUUGUUACAAGGGUGGUGGUUAUGGUCACUCAGGCAGCAGAUUCGUUCAACGAGAUGGAAACCAUUUUACGAUGAGUGGGAAGAAAAUCUACCUGAACGGGUUCAAUGCUUACUGGCUCAUGUACAUGGCAUCUGACCCAUCCACGAGAUCCAAGGUCACUGCCACUUUACAACAAGCCUCAUUCCAUGGCUUGAACGUGGCUAGAACCUGGGCUUUCAGCGAUGCAGGUUACAAGUCUCUUCAGGUUUCUCCUGGUUCCUACGACGAGAACGUCUUCAGGGGCUUGGAUUUUGUGAUAUCAGAAGCUGGAAAAUACGGGGUGCGACUCAUACUGACCCUGGUGAACAACUGGAAAGAAUAUGGUGGGAAGACACAGUAUGUGAAAUGGGCAAGGGAACGGGGCCAGAGCGUGAGCAGCGACGAUGGCUUCUUCAACCACCCUGUCGUUAAGCAAUAUUACAAGAAUCAUAUUAAGGCUGUGUUGACUCGAAGGAACACUAUAACUGGGAUGGCAUAUAAAGACGAUCCAGCUGUUUUCGCAUGGGAGCUAAUGAACGAACCUCGUUCCGAAUACGAUCGCUCUGGAAAAAUCAUUCAGGAUUGGGUGAGUGAGAUGGCUGCGUACGUAAAGUCCAUCGAUCGGAACCAUUUGCUGGAAAUAGGGCUUGAAGGGUUUUAUGGGGAAUCAAUGCCAGAGAAGAAGCUGUUCAAUCCUGGAUACCAAUUAGUCGGAACCGAUUUCAUUUCCAACAAUCAAGUUCCUCACGUCGAUUUUGCCACCUUUCAUCUCUAUCCAGACCAAUGGGUCCCCGGGUCAAACGAAUCAGCCCAAACUGCUUUUGUGGACAAAUGGGUGCACGCCCAUAUCGAGGAUAGUAACAAGAUUCUGAGGAAGCCCAUUCUUUUGUGUGAAUUUGGGAAGUCGUCCAAAUCUGAGGGAUAUAGCGUGGAGAAGAGGGACAAAUACUUUCAGAAGCUUUACGACGCCGUAUACGGCAGCGCAAGUGGUGGGGGAUCCUGUGCGGGGGGGCUUUUCUGGCAGGCGAUGGGUCAAGGAAUGGAUGGCUUUCAUGACGGAUACGAAGUUAUCCUUCAGGAUAGAUCUUCAACUAUCAACAUCAUCCGCCAGCAAUCUCAACGCAUGUCAAAUCUCAAAUAGCAAUGACGAGGCGGGCACGCCACAGAGAAUGAGACCAGAAUGAGGCAUAGGAAAUGAGAACAACAUAAAUAGUUAUAAUUUAAGAUUGAUUUGGUUCCCGUAAAUGCAAAGCCUGCCUGCCACCCGAAGCUGAUGUGACGGGAUUCUUGCUUUUAAUCGUUUGGAGACAAAUGCAAGGAAUUUGCAUUUGUCCUGCUGUAUCAAAAAAUGAAAUAUAUCUGUAUUGUCCAAUCAACUUUUUCCGAGUUUCCACAA
Messenger RNA from Neltuma alba, 1641 nucleotides. Its product is annotated as mannan endo-1,4-beta-mannosidase 4-like. Gene Ontology annotation, molecular function: mannan endo-1,4-beta-mannosidase activity. The record is from RefSeq and is a predicted model, not a curated record. NCBI's taxonomy places the organism in Eukaryota, Viridiplantae, Streptophyta, Magnoliopsida, Fabales, Fabaceae. Gene Ontology annotation, biological process: polysaccharide catabolic process.